Molecule: messenger RNA, 984 nt
Organism: Neoarthrinium moseri
Lineage: Eukaryota; Fungi; Ascomycota; Sordariomycetes; Amphisphaeriales; Apiosporaceae
Exons: 4
Coding region: 1-984 (327 amino acids)
Source: RefSeq, a predicted model, not a curated record
AUGGCCGCCUCACUGGAUGAUUUGAGACUCCAAAACGAGGAGGUACUCGAUCGAUUCCUUAACACACCGUUCUGGGAGAGCGAUGAUGCUAUCUCCUCUCUACUUUCUCGGGACUGUAUCCUCGACUUUCCCUUCGCACCGCCUGGCAUGCCGAAGUCCUUUGACCGGCCGAGGCGCGCCGUACUAACCAGCUGGCUACGACGAACCGUCAAAAACUGGUCCCGACCUCAGGACUCUAUAGUCAAGUACCCGACGAAGGACCUGUCGCGAUUCUGGAUCGAGUCUCGAACCGUGGCCGACGUGACGUGGGGCGGCCCACACGUUCGGAAGUUUGAUUGCACACACGUUGAGCUCGUGGUCAUCAAUGAUGGCAAGGUGACGCUGGCCCGUACAUGGAGUGAUCCUCUACCGUACUACACGGCCGCGGGUAUGAACCUUCCAAUUUUCCACUAUAGUGGUCGAUGGGGCGUCCCAGUACCAGAGAAGCAGUAUGCCCUCCCAGACAAGAUCCCGGAAGAAGGGGAUGAAGCCACAGCUCUGCGUCAAAAGCUCUUUGACAUCUUUUUGAGGCCUAACUACUUUGACACUGAGCGCGAGGGCCCUAAAAAAGCCCAAUGGUUUACGAAGGACUUCAUGCCAAAUAUGCCAUUCAUGCCGAAGGGUAUGGUGCGGCAAUACAACGAUGAGUUCCUCGCAUCUUGCAAUGAAUGGCUGUACAGCUCCCUGGUUGAGUGGGACCAGCAAGUCACCGAUUUCCACGAGGACAAGUUUCUUGACCCCAAUGUAUCGAUCAUCGAGACAAACGGCUCGCGUGGCCUGGCAAAAUGGGAUCCAUCAGGGGCAGUAUCGGGGUACUUCAAUGAUUACGUCAUCAUGGUGAAGCUAGAAUAUUUCCAAAUCGCAGAGGUAAAGGAAUGGCUGGACCCUGUAAACAAAUUACUAGCUGCGGGAACCAUGGUGCCCUGUUUCCCAUUCUUUUAUUAA